This is a messenger RNA of Nematocida homosporus, 258 nucleotides long. RefSeq lists its product as uncharacterized. The record is from RefSeq and is a predicted model, not a curated record. Bases 1 to 258 code for a protein of 85 amino acids. The transcript has a single exon. NCBI's taxonomy places the organism in Eukaryota, Fungi, Microsporidia.
AUGGUUUUUGUUAGUACGUUGCCUUUAUUAGAUGCGAGCUUGAAACCCAGUGAUACAAUUUCAUUGCUGGUAGGGCUGACUUGUGCCUUCCGGUUGUUGGAGUUUAUGUUUGUUAAUACAAACGGACAUUUACUGGUUUGGGUUCUGAGUACUUUUACAACAAACUUGUUUGGGUUUAUCACUAUCAAUUAUGACCAGGCCAAUGCCUUCUUUGAACACUUAGAGAAUAGAGGUGGACAGGCACAGUCGUCGAAUUAG